CAUAUUGAUGACACUCAUGAUGCAACAUUUACAUUGUAUAUGUCUAUUUCAUAUUCAAAAUAUUGUUCUUGCAUUAAUUUAAUCCAUCAUCAUCUACGACAUAAACAUGAUGUAUUUUUACAGAGGAUAUACCGCACCAGAAUAUGUAGUUUAUGGUCAAUUAUCAGAAAAAGUUGAUAUUUAUAGCUACGGUGUUGUCAUCCUAGAAAUUAUCAGUGGUGAAAAAUGCAAUAAAUUGCAGAUCCAUGGUGAUUUUGAAGGUGAAUAUCUCCUUAAAAAAGCUUGGAAACUAUAUGAGAGAGGCAUACACAUAGAGUUGGUGGAUGAUACCUUGGAUCCUAAUGAUUAUAAUGCAGAAGAAGUGAAGAAAAUCAUAGAGAUUGGUUUGCUUUGCACCCAAGCAUCUGCUGAAUUAAGGCCAUCAAUGUCUGAAGUAAUUGUUUUGCUUCAAGGCAAUGACUUACUAGAGAAUAUGAUGAAACCCGCUAUGCCUAUCAUGAUUGAAACUUAAUUCUAGGGUUCCAUGUGA
Neltuma alba is the source of this 529-nucleotide messenger RNA. Its product is annotated as cold-responsive protein kinase 1-like. Gene Ontology annotation, biological process: protein phosphorylation. Bases 107 to 511 code for a protein of 134 amino acids. NCBI's taxonomy places the organism in Eukaryota, Viridiplantae, Streptophyta, Magnoliopsida, Fabales, Fabaceae. Gene Ontology annotation, molecular function: ATP binding; protein kinase activity. The record is from RefSeq and is a predicted model, not a curated record. The transcript is spliced from 2 exons.